Anopheles moucheti is the source of this 2057-nucleotide messenger RNA. Its product is annotated as optineurin-like. Bases 1 to 1239 code for a protein of 412 amino acids. The transcript has 11 exons. Lineage: Eukaryota; Metazoa; Arthropoda; Insecta; Diptera; Culicidae. The record is from RefSeq and is a predicted model, not a curated record.
AUGGCUAGCCAGAAAAUUCGAGAACGCGCCGAAACCGCUCUAGAGUACGCGAAAGAUCUACUGUUGGACGACGAAAAUGAGGAUGAGGACGACAUGUUUGAAGACGAUGAAAAUGAGAGUGAAAAUUGUAGCAAAGAGCAAGAUGAUGAUGGAGAUGGAAAACCGGAAGCUGAAGAUGAAAAGUGCAAAGAAUCAAAAUCGGAUAAAGAUCCCAAAGGCAAGAAAUCAUCCAAAGGCAUGGCUAAAAAGGCGAAAAGAUUGAUGGACAUUGUAAUGGAUCCGUUUGGUUCCAAAUUUCAAUGGAAAAUCAACUUCAAUCUAGGCGUAAAUGCAUCAAACCAGAAAGAGCAGCAAGCGCAAAAAACGGAUCAAAACGCCGGUACAUCUGGUACUAAAGCGCAGAAAACACCCGAUAAGAAGCGUGAUGACGAAUCUUCAUCGCCCGAUGCGAAGAAAAUUAAAAGUCUGGAAAAGGAUAACAAAGAACUUCAAAAACUUGCGAGCAAAUUUCUUGACGGAUGUAUUCGUUUAGAAAAAAAAUUGUCAGAGCUUUCGAAGAUGGAGGGACAAUGUUAUGCAUUACAGGCCGAUAAUGAUCGACUCAAGGGAGAAUUACAUGAUGUGCAAAAACUACAACAAGAUUUGACGUUCCGCUUGGAAUCACAAAGCGAGAAGCAUCGGAAUGAAGUCAAUCGGUUUCAAACGGAGCUUAAAAAUGCCACGGAUUCAUUAAAACAGAUGAAAUUAACGCACCAAAACCAAGUGGAAGAAUCGUGUCGAUUAAAGAAUGAUUUGGAAAGUGUUUCGAAAACUAAAGAAAAUUUGAAGCAGAAGAUGGAGCAGCAGGAGGAAUCGUAUCGUAUGGAAUUGGCCAAACUCAAGGAAAGCUUGCAACAAUCAACAACAGAAAACACCGACCUUACUGAUCGUGUUCAUAAGCUGAGCGACAAUUUACAAACAACAGCAGAGCAGAUAAAGGAGGUGAAGCUUCAAAAUACGAAACUGAAGCAAGAACUAAACGCGACAGAAAAUGAAAAACAAAAAAUCAACCUACGCUUAGGUGCUUCGAAUGAUAAAAUAGUUGAACUGAAACGGGCAAUACAGAUUCUGGAAUCGAAUCCUUUCACGACCACUACUGCCCAGUUACAAAGCGACGGAGCAUACUCUUGCCCCUUGUGUGGAGCGCAGUUUGACAGCUUGGCUAAUAUGCAACUCCAUGCAGAGGAUUGCAAUGGAUAGAUAUGUUGCAAUGUACAUAGCACCACCAGGGGCGACCCCCGGUGGCAUGAUGGUUGAGGCAUCGGUCUUCACACGAACGGAGACUGGACCAACAUCCUACCCGGACCCAAUCCCCCGAGGCAAGGAUUGACUAUCCGGCUAUGUGGUAAAAUGAAUCUAGUAGCCAUUUCUAGGACGUUACGCCAAAAAGAGAGUGAGAAGAGCAUCAUCCAUCUAUUUUUAUUCUACUGAAUAAUUUGUGUGUCAAUUUUUGUGUUUGAAACGUCGUAAAAAAUACAUUCAAAAAAGCUUAUCUGACAAUCUUUCGUUUUCUCGUGGUAGCUACAUUUGUUACCAGAUGUGUUUGGAAUUAUUUUAAAUUUGUUCAUCUCUUUUGAAAGCGAUCUUUCGGAAAAGACGAUUCUUAUUUUUUUUUCGCGAUUGAAGUAAUUUAUUGUUCACCAGAAGUUAGCGCAGAGCAGAAGAGACUGUGUAUUCAGUGUGCAGUAUGGUUGAUCAAGAAACCACUCUAGAAUACGCGAAAGAUCUACUGAUGGACGACGAUAACGAGGAUGGAGAGGACUAUGGUGGAGAUGAUGAAAGAGAGAGUGAAAAUUGCAACGAAGAGGAAGAUGAUGAUGAUGAUGGCCAAGAUAACGAAAAGAAUACUGACGGUAAAAAGGUCAAAGCUAAGGUAACGAAGCCGUAGAAGAAUGGUGUAUAUUUUUAGCAGUAAUUCUUUGCUACUUAUCGAAUUUUUGUAGCACCCCAAGAGCAGGAAAUCAUCAGCUAACUAUUUUAUUAUCUUUACGUUUUUAAUAAUAAUAGUAAAAGAAUAC